This is a messenger RNA of Gallus gallus (chicken), 2110 nucleotides long. RefSeq lists its product as uncharacterized. Lineage: Eukaryota; Metazoa; Chordata; Aves; Galliformes; Phasianidae. The coding region runs from base 96 to 1397 and encodes 433 amino acids. The transcript is spliced from 2 exons. The record is from RefSeq and is a predicted model, not a curated record.
GGAGCUGGGGGAAUUGGUUUUGUGUGGCCCCUUAGUACUAUUUAAGCUGAGUUUGAGGCCCAAGGAGCAAUUAGGAGGUUCUGUUGAGUGACAGCAUGGGGAGCAACUUCAGCAUGCAGACCUGCUGUGGGAGUUGUAAGAAGCAGGAGGAAGCAUAUGAAGAGACUAGUGAGACCAAGCCAAUUCUGCACACCUCAGGGGGCACACCAAUGCACACUGAUACGCAGCCUCCCCCACCAGCCCUGGAAGCCUCUGAAAGAAUCUCUGAAGAAGCUCAGUCACUCUGCUGGGACCAACAGCUGUCAGCUGAUAUUGCAGAGAGGAGCAUGGAGACCUGCUGUCCUGCAGAUCCCAUGGGAAUGAUCGAGGAAUGGAAGACAGCCUGGAGCUCUGUGGAUUUCUUGGUGACAUCCUCAGGCAGGGAGACCAAAGAAGAGGCUGAAGUCCUGGAUCAGCAAGAAGGAGAGAAAGCAUGUAAUGCAGAAGAGAAAAUAAAACCUACUCCUUAUGAUGAGGCCCAGCUGGCUAUGCACACAGCUCAGGAUCUGAAGCUUGUUGCAGAUAUAGGACAGCCUGCUGAACAGGCUGGGGCUGGCAGUGAGGAUGACCAACAUGCUGAAAUAACUCCCCAAGAAAUAAAUAAUCUCGAGCUCAUGGAAAGCACAUGGGAAACUGCAGCUGCUCAAGACUUUGAGAUAGAGCCUCCCAUGGAGACUGGUGAGAGUUUCACAGGAUGGAACUUGCCACUCUGUGUUGUGCAGAAGAUGGCAAAAGAGGCUGAGACCGACCUUCCUGCUGGGCACACAGAGCAGGCAGACAGGGCUGGCCUUGCUGAAGGAAGUACUGAACUCACUGAGAGUGUCCAGAUCACACCUCUUGCAAAGGCUGCCUCUCUAAUGAAUGUGCAGGCUGCAGAGGAGACUGAGAAUGCAGUGGAUCCUUCAGAAGCCAUAGUGAAUGCUGUGGCUGAGAUGCACUCUGUUUCUGCAGUGCCUCAGGAAACCCUGUAUCCAGGAGGGCAGACUCCAGAGCCAGCCAACCAGCUGCUUGACUUCUUACAGCAAGAGGCUCAGUCUGGUGUGCCAACUGCACGAGAGGUGCAGAGCCAAAGCUGUGCAGAACCUGCUGAACUCGGUGAGGUUUUAAGUGAUGAAGACCAGGAAGUCCUUUGUGAUACAGCGGACAGUGAGGAGAGCAGGGAAUGUGAUCUGGAAACUCCAGCAGAUGAGGCAGAGCCACAGGAGAGCGUUGUGCAACAAAUGCUGCAGCUUCCAGCAGAACUGGCUUGUGCUCAGAUGCCUGCAGAGGAAGAAGCUGAGUUUCUCAGUGUGGUACCCUUGCUGUAUGAAGUGCCUGGGAGUGGAGGAGAUGGACAGGUUGAAAAUGCUGAAGCUUGAGAGAAGUGAGGAUGGAUGGGUUGGUAUUCAGUGCCUUUGGGAAUUUCAGCCCAAAAAAAAAGCAAUUAUCUCAGCCUUUUGAACCCAAUGUUUGUUUUUCUUUUUCAAGUGUGUCCUGGACUUCAGAAAGUGACUUUGCUAAAGAGAUGUGUGAGGUGUGCAAUAGAUGUUUCUAGAAAUUCUCCUGGGUUAUAGCUUGGUUGUACUUCUGUUUAGUAGCUGAUUUGCAGGAGAUCUUGCUUUACUGGGAGAGGAGUGAUUCACUUCAAUAGUGGUUUCACUGAAGGAAUGCUGAGCACUGCAUCCCCCAGUGUGGUACAGUGAUAGGAGGUUCCAGUGCAAAGUCUUACAAGUCUGUGGACAGGACAGACAAAAGCUCCUCUAACCCAGCACAGUCAGAUGCCUUCUGUGGCUCACAGACACCGAAUCAAACCUUCCAACCACCUCCUUUUCUACUUACACAUUUGGUGACUGUUACUUUGGAAGCAUUGAACGUGCUUUCAUGAGUCAAUGAAAUAAUACUCUGGUUUGUUCUUUGUAUUUCUGGUGAUAGCUGAUACAAUCUGUACUCUGUGCUCAUACAAUCUGUACUCUGUGCAGAACUUAAAGAAACAAAUGUAGUCUUGAUCAGAAUGCAUAAGUCAGUGUAUUGCGGUUUAAAUCUACUGACUUUUAAUGUUCAUGACUUUAUGACACCAAUAAAAUAUUUUAAG